GAAAUAAGCACUUUAUUUACUGGCUGGUUCGCGUUUAAACGCUCAUACUUUAUAAUUGAAAAGUGUACAAAGUAUUAGCUUUGUCAUCGAUGGCUGGAAAUUCCAUACCGAGGCAUCAUCGAAUCCCCAUUCCCCAUGAAUGAGAAAAUCCCUUGUCUCUUCAAAGUAAAUGAACCGGUGAGAAACGGUCAAAUUUGUCAAGAGUCCCAAAAAUAAAUUCUUGGGUUAUGGUUUUACUCAUGACUGGUAAGCAAGCCAAUGAGUGGAGUUUGAAAAGGGUCGACUCAAAAACCCUCAUGCAAGUUUCUUGUAUUUCUGCACAUCUCUGUUCAUCUGAUAACAUGGCCCGUAUUCCUAUCUCUAUAUUGACCGGCUAUCUCGGCGCUGGCAAGACCACUUUACUUAAUCGCAUCCUUCACGCCUCCAGAAACGUGGCGGGCGUACCACACCGUAUCGCUGUCAUUGAAAAUGAGUUUGCUGCCGCCUUUGGUGUUGAAAAUGAGAUCCUUGAUGAGGCAAAAAUGGAAGACAUUCAAAAUCUUUACGAAUUCGGCAUGGGUUGUGUUUGCUGUUCUUCUACUGGAGAGCUCAUUAAUGCUCUUUACGAAAUCGCAGACAGGAAUCAUCAUGAAUCCAAAGAGAAACAGAUCGACCACGUUAUCCUCGAAACAACAGGUUUGGCUGAUCCUGCUCCCAUUCUGGAUAUCAUCACCUUGGGUGCAGAUAAAUCUGGUCAAGACCCCAUUGUGCGCAACUUUUACGUCGAUGGCAUCGUGACGCUGUUGGAUGCCAAACACUUUCUUUCUCGUCUUCGUCCCGGUAGCAAAUACAAGAACGAACCACUCGCGCAAAUCAUGACAAGUGAUCUCAUCAUUGUCAACAAAGUGGAUUUGCUGAAUGAGGCGGACAAAUCGUCGCUCGAUCAAAUUAUGGACAUGGUGAAAAAAGAAAAUGCUGAAGCUCGGGUCGUGGCAACAUCAUUUGCCGAUAUUGAACCGACGGAAUUUUUCCAUCUCCGAAAAGAACAACAACGUGCCAUAUUGAGUCAGCAUGCACAACAAGAGGCUACUAAGCAACACGAUCCUUCCAUCGAGCAAUCGAUGCUACUUGUGGACGGUGAAGUGGACCUUGAGGCUACUAUGGCCUUUAUCAAACGUGCCAGUCAAAAAUUAGGAGGCUCGCUUUACCGCUUGAAAGGGGUGCUUGCAGUUCAAGGUAGAAACAAACUUGUCGUACAAGGUGUGAGUGACGACAUUAAUGUCAGCGAGCACAAAGCGUGGAAUUCCGAUGAAAGUCGGCAGAGUCGGCUUACAUUUAUUGGAAAGGACGUACGAAAAUAUGUAGAUGAACUAGAAAAAGAAUUUGAACAGUGCUUGAUCAAGAAAUAGCAUCCUGUGAUCUUUUGAGCGGUGUCUCAAAUUGUAUUGUUUUUUUUUCAACGGCUCCGACGCGUCGACAAAAUUUUAUUCCUGUUGUUUCUUUUUUCUUCUUUUUCCUCUUAUUCUUGUCUAUUGUUUGAUUCACCAUGUCUGAUAUGAACACUG
Molecule: messenger RNA, 1544 nt
Organism: Radiomyces spectabilis
Lineage: Eukaryota; Fungi; Mucoromycota; Mucoromycetes; Mucorales; Radiomycetaceae
Product: CobW/HypB/UreG, nucleotide-binding domain-containing protein
Exons: 3
Coding region: 228-1388 (386 amino acids)
Cellular component (GO): cytoplasm
Source: RefSeq, a predicted model, not a curated record